UGAAACAAACCCAGUUCCCACUUGUUUUCCCAGUUCAACUUCACUUCUGUCUCAAUCCACAUUCCCCCCACUCGAACAAUCUCAAUCUCUUCUCGAGUAAAACCCCCAACAUUCUCACGAUGGACGACCACCAAUCCAAUUACAUGGACGAAGACGAGGAAGAUGACGACCUAUCCAAACCCCCCUCCACCUCCACCUCCACCACCCCCGCAUCCGAGCCCACGGCGGUAACAGACCCCGAGCCCAUCACAACAGAACCCAUUAUCAGUCCUCCUCCGCCACCACCCACCACCACCGACCUUCUCAACGGCAACAAAACCGAGACCGAAGCCUCCGAAGAUCUAUCAGAGUCCCUCAAAUCCCAAGAAAACGACGCCGACGUCGAAAUCGAAGACGACAACGACGACGGCGAAGAAGAAGACCCGCAUCCCAAGAAGCAGAAGCAUCUCUCCCUUCUCACCCCCACCGCCGCGCCGCCUUUCCCGGACCCGGCCCAGCUACCGCAACCCGCACCAGAAUCCAACGGCGCCAUCCUCCUACCGGCGCAGCCCAAGAAGUCGAAGAAGAAAAACAACAAUGUGUGGGUCACCAAGUCGACCCGGAAAGGGAAGAAGAAGACCAAGCCCAACACCGCCACCACCAACAACAACAUCCCCGGAGAGGACAAGGUCCUCGUCACUCCGGUCACCAGGUUCCCUGACAAGAACGACGACUCGCCGGAGAUAACCAUCUGCCUGUCCAAGGUCUUCAAGGCCGAGAAGGUCGAGGUCAGCGAGGACCGGAUGAGUGCCGGCAGCACUAAAGGGUAUAGAAUGGUGAGGGCCACUAGAGGGGUUGUGGAAGGUGCUUGGUACUUUGAGAUUAAGGUAGUGAGCUUGGGAGAGACAGGGUACACGAGGCUCGGGUGGUCCAAUGAGAAAGGGGACCUUCAGGCGCCGGUUGGGUAUGAUGGGAAUAGUUUUGGGUAUAGGGACAUUGAUGGGAGUAAGGUGCAUAAGGCAUUGAGGGAGAAGUAUGGGGAGGAAGGGUACAAGGAAGGUGAUGUCGUAGGGUGUUAUAUAAACUUACCUAAUGGGGGGUCUUAUGCCCCCAAACCUCCGCAUUUAGUUUGGUACAAGGGGCAGAGGUAUGCUACCGCAACUGAAUCCAAGGACGAUGCUGUCAAAGUAGUGCCUGGAAGUGAGAUAUCUUUUUUCAAAAAUGGGAUAUGCCAAGGUGUUGCUUAUAAAGAUUUAUAUGGUGGUCGUUACUAUCCUGCUGCUUCAAUGUAUACUCUUCCCCAUCAACCAAAUUGUGUGGUCAAGUUCAACUUUGGUCCUGAUUUUGAAUUCUUUCCAGAAGACUUCAAUGACUGUCCAGUGCCAAAACCCAUGGUUGAAGUUCCUUAUCAUGGAUUUAAAAACCGUGCUGAAAAUGGAGUAUCUGACGAGAAGAACAAUUAGCCAGAAAGCAGCACCUUACAACCAGAAUCUAAAGCAGAAUCUUUUUCGUGGAUUCAGGAGAUGGCAAUGCGUGCAGAAUUCAUUUGUAAUCUUAAUUGUUGCUAAAGUUAUAACAUGAAAACCACUGUAUUCUUGACAUUUAUCUGACAAACGGUGCUUGAAAAAUAUUAAUUGAUAUUCCAUAAGCCUGAUUUUC
Argentina anserina (silverweed cinquefoil) is the source of this 1638-nucleotide messenger RNA. RefSeq names its product protein TRAUCO. The record is from RefSeq and is a predicted model, not a curated record. Lineage: Eukaryota; Viridiplantae; Streptophyta; Magnoliopsida; Rosales; Rosaceae. The coding region runs from base 120 to 1442 and encodes 440 amino acids. Gene Ontology annotation, cellular component: Set1C/COMPASS complex. The transcript is spliced from 2 exons. Gene Ontology annotation, molecular function: transcription cis-regulatory region binding; protein binding.